AACCCUUUCCCUAACCCCGUACUCUUUGCACCCCUUUCCCGUUCAAAGAUAUUUAGUUAAUCUCAAAAAUCUCCAAUCAAGGGAAAAUACAGUCUCGUUUGGCCAGCAUUUGACCGUUGACAGCGAUGGAGACCUUUUAUCGGCUCAUCAAAUCAUUGGCAAUCCUGUUUAACCUGAAUUUUUGGAGGUGUGCAUCGACUUCGAGGAGAACUCGAAACCACUAAGCCCAGUUAUUAGUUAGACGGCCUCUUUUCCCCAUUGAAGCGAAAUUGUUCUUUCUUUUUAAUUUCCACCAUGUCAGAAAAACUUAAGGUAGGCUGACAUUGACACGCUUCAAAAUGGCGAGGAUGUCUCCCAAUCAUUUAUUACAGUAUCAAAGUGGCUUUGGCAACGAAUUUGCGAGUGAAGAUCCGCGUUGCCCGGAUGCUCUUCCAGAGGGACAAAAUAACCCACAAAAGUGCAAAUAUGGAUUAUACGCCGAACAACUCUCUGGAUCAGCUUUCACGGUUCCAAGAAGUCACAACGUUCGCACUUGGUUCUAUCGCAUCCGACCCGCUGUUCAUCAUACCCCGUUUGAGCCAAUGGAAUCAGGGUUCUUGAACUCCAAAUGGGAUGAUCAACAUCCCAACCCCAAUCAGCUGAGGUGGAAACCCUUUGAUCUCCCAAGUCGCGAUACGGACUUUGUUCAAGGCUUGCACACCUUGGCAGGCGCUGGAGAUCCCCGAACUCGACAUGGAGUGGCCAUUCAUAUAUUCGCUUGUAAUACAUCAAUGUCGGAUUCGUGUUUUUCAAAUGCCGAUGGAGAUUUCUUGAUCGUUCCCCAAAAGGGUACUCUAAAAAUAACCACCGAGUUUGGCAAAAUGGAAGUGAGUCCCAACGAGAUUUGCGUGAUCCAAUCUGGCAUGCGAUUUUCGGUGGAUGUCGAAGGACCAUCUCGAGGCUACAUUUGUGAGGUUUUUGAUGGUCACUUCGAAUUGCCGAACCUGGGACCUAUUGGAGCCAACGGAUUAGCAAAUCCACGAGAUUUUCAAACCCCUGUGGCUUGGUACGAGGACCGCGACAAAAUCAAUUAUAAAGUGGUUAACAAGUACCAGGGUUGCCUAUUUGUGGCACAACAAGACCAUUCUCCAUUCGAUGUAGUAGCCUGGCAUGGAAAUUAUGUGCCCUAUAAAUACAACCUGAGACACUUCUGCGUCAUCAAUUCGGUAUCGUUUGAUCAUUGUGAUCCAAGUAUCUUCACUGUCUUAACCUGUCCUUCAACCAAACCAGGCGUCGCCAUCUUGGAUUUUGUCAUCUUUCCGCCAAGGUGGUCGGUGUCUGAGAAUACGUUUCGGCCUCCAUAUUAUCACAGGAACUGCAUGAGUGAAUUCAUGGGCUUGAUCCUAGGCCAGUAUGAGGCCAAAGAGGAGGGGUUUGCUCCUGGAGGAGCCACUCUCCACUCUAUGAUGACUCCUCAUGGCCCAGACGCGCAAUGCUUCGAGCAUUGGACCGAAAAAGAACUCACUGCUCACCGAGUGGCUGAUGAAACUCAGGCUUUCAUGUUUGAAACGUCCAUGGGAUUGGCUAUCACCAAAUGGGCGGAGGAGGUGUCCCAAAAGUUGGAUAAGAAAUAUUAUGAAUGCUGGCAAGGUCUCAAGAAGAACUUUGAUCCCAAGAAGAAGUAGAAGAUGAAAAGCAUUCUUUAGAUUUUGUAGUGAUAUGGUUAGAUCCACAUUGAAAUAAAAUUGUCUUCAAGCCAUAA
Molecule: messenger RNA, 1741 nt
Organism: Tigriopus californicus
Lineage: Eukaryota; Metazoa; Arthropoda; Copepoda; Harpacticoida; Harpacticidae
Gene: hgo
Product: homogentisate 1,2-dioxygenase-like
Exons: 7
Coding region: 339-1664 (441 amino acids)
Biological process (GO): L-phenylalanine catabolic process
Cellular component (GO): cytoplasm
Molecular function (GO): homogentisate 1,2-dioxygenase activity
Source: RefSeq, a predicted model, not a curated record